CUCACUUCUGUUCUGGCUUCAGAGUGAACUUAAAACAUUUUUGAAAGCUGCAGGAGGCAAACUCGUGGUCGUGGAAUUUUCAGCAAAAUGGUGUGGUCCCUGCAAAAGGAUAUAUCCCAUUUUUCAUGCGAUGUCUCUGCAAUACCAAAAUGUAGUUUUUGCUAAUGUGGACGUGGAUGAUUCUCCGGAAUUGGCUGAAACUUGUAAUGUCAAAGCACUUCCGACAUUUCAGAUGUUCAAGAAAAACUAUCAGGUAACCCUAUUCUCAAGAAUCAAAAGAACAAUUUGCUGUAUUAGAAGUGGAGUCAUGGGCAAGCGGAUUUUUGAAUUUUGUGGAGCUGAUGCUGAAAAGUUGGAAGGGAAGAUUCAAGAACUAAUGUAAGCUGAUCCCCAAGACAAAAUAUACUGUGACAUUUUAA
Messenger RNA from Nycticebus coucang (slow loris), 419 nucleotides. It is a transcript of the gene TXNDC8, whose product is annotated as thioredoxin domain containing 8. The record is from RefSeq and is a predicted model, not a curated record. The transcript has 5 exons. Gene Ontology annotation, cellular component: Golgi apparatus. Bases 131 to 382 code for a protein of 83 amino acids. Gene Ontology annotation, biological process: spermatogenesis. Lineage: Eukaryota; Metazoa; Chordata; Mammalia; Primates; Lorisidae.